This is a messenger RNA of Closterium sp. NIES-65, 2715 nucleotides long. NCBI's taxonomy places the organism in Eukaryota, Viridiplantae, Streptophyta, Zygnematophyceae, Desmidiales, Closteriaceae. The record is from the annotation of a GenBank genome assembly.
AUGGGGCUGCGCAGUGGGGGCAGGGACGGAGGAAGGGAGCAAGCAACGAAGGUGAGGGCAUGGGCAGUGGCAGGAGAGGAGGAGAAGGAUGAGAAGGUGAGGGAAUGGGCAGUGGCAGAAGGGGAAGAGAAGGACGAGAAGGAGAAGGCGGGAGGGUGUGAAUUUGUAGCAGCAGACACUGAAGGGAAGAAUGAGCAGGUGAGGGAAUGGGCAUUGGCAGAAGGGGAAGAGAAGGACGAGAAGGAGGAGGCGGGAGUGUGCGAAUUAGUAGCAGCAGGCACUGAAGGGAUGAAUGAAAAGGUGAAGGAAUGGGCAGCCACAGAAGGGGAAGGGAAGAAUGCGAGGGAGGGGACCUGGGCGUGCGUACCAGCAGCCGCGGAAGCAGAAGAGAAGGACGAGCAGGUGGGGGCAGGAGUGAGCGAAAUUGCAGCAGGAGAAGUAGAAGAGAGGGACGUAGAGGCGGGGGCAAGGCCGUGUGUACCAGCGACAGCAGAUGCGGAAGGGAAGGGCGAGAAGGGGGGAGCGGUGAAGAAAGGAGGGAAGAAGGAGCUGAGCAGUACAGACAUGGGAGGGAGUGGUUGGCAGCCAGCGCUAAGGACAGCGGAGUUGUUCGGGGAAAUCAGGGCAGGGGCAAAGACUGGCGUGACAAUGAAGGAUCGGAUGCAAGCAGAGGAGCAAGCGCAGGGAAACAAGCUGGCGGAGCAGCAUGUGAGUAAGCUGCGGGAAGGAAGGCCAGAGCUGCUGGGGGGAGCAGAGCAGGAGAGUGAGGAAGUGGGGGCAGGGGAGCCCCUAGCAACAGGGGAAAAGGCAGACCAUGCAAUGGAAGAAGCGGAGAACCGGGCGGCAUGGGAGCAAGCUAAGGCAGCGGAACACUUGGAGGAGGUGAUACCGGUAUCGGUGGAGGACCUACAUACCGUGCAGUUGAGGGAUGCGUGCAGCCGUGAGCAGUGGCAGCAGCAGGAAGGCAAGGGGAUAAGGGCGGCUAGAGAGGCAGGGGAGAAACGCAAGGAAGAAAUCAUUCUAGAAACCUCAUCCCAGCAGCAAACUCUCCCGGGAACCAACCAGCAGCAGCAGCCCAUACCCUUCCCUGCCCACCCCACCUCCUCCUCCCCGGACAACCCCGCGUCUCCUGUGGCCAAUCCUGAGCUGCCACGUGUCCAGGCUGAGCUGGAGCGGGAGCGGGCGGCAGGAAGGCUGGAUGCGUGGGGGAGGUAUCUGCUGGGAGUGGUGUUGUCGCAGAGGGGGAGAGAGGGGGAGGCGCGGGUGGCUCUGUGUGAGAGUGUGCGGGAAUACCCUUGGAACUGGGCUGCGUGGCAGCAAAUAGAGGCCCUCUGUCUCGACCACGACACCUACCUCUCGCUCCUCCCCUCCCUCCCUGCCCACUGGAUGACUCUAUUCGCCCUCUCCUCCCUCCUCCUCUCCCUCCACCGCAACUCCGAAGCCCUCUCCCUCUGCCUGCACCUCGCCUCCCCCCCUUCCUCCUCCUCCUCCGCCUCCUCCUCCUUCUCUCACUCCCUCUCUCACUCAUCGCAGCAAGCAGAGGGGGAGCAGGGGGAAAGGAGGCGAAUGGCGGAUGGGGAAGGAGGGGGAACUGCAGCAGCAGCAGCAGCAGCAGCAGCAGGGGGAGCAGGAGAGACAACAACAGGAGGAACUGGCAAAGCGGCGGGGAAAGGAGGGGGCUUUCCACAGAGCACGUGGGUGGCAGCAGCAACAGCAACGGCGCACUACAACCUGAGGGACUUUGACUCGGCAGAGGCUGUGUUCGCAGAGUUGACUGGCGUUGACCCGUACAGACUAGAGGCCAUGGACACGUUUUCAAAUAUUCUCUACGUGAAGGAGGACUUUGCUGGGCUCUCCCACCUGGCGCACCGGGUGACAAAAAUUGACAAGUACCGGCCAGAGACGUGCUGCAUCGUCGGAAACUAUUUCUCCCUAAAGGGCCGCCACGAGCGAGCCGUGGCCUACUUCCGCCGAGCCCUCCGCCUCGACCGCUGCUACCUGUCAGCGUGGACGCUGAUGGGGCACGAGUAUGUGGAGAUGAAGAACAGUGCCGGGGCGAUUCAAGCGUACAGGCGGGCGGUGGAUAUCAACCCGAGGGAUUAUAGGGCGUGGUACGGGCUCGGGCAGACGUAUGAGAUUCUCGCCAUGCCCUACUACGCCCUCUACUACUACCGUAAAGCAGCCUCCCUGCGCCCCCACGACUCACGCAUGUGGUGUGCCAUGGGGCAGUGCUACGAGGCACAGCAGCUGCAGCAGCCGGAAGCCGCCAUCCGCUGCUACCGCCGUGCCGUCGCCAGCAACGAGAGCGAGGGCCUGGCACUGCACAAGCUGUCAAAGCUGUAUGAGGGGCUGGGGCAGAUGAGGCAAGCUGCUCAUUUCUACAAGCGCAAUCUGGAUCGAAUGGACUCGGAGCAGGUGGAGGGGCCGGAGCUAGUUGAGGCGCUGCUCUUCCUGGCCACACACCACCGCUCUGAAGGAAGUCUUGCGGAGGCAGAACGAUACUCCACGCGUCUCCUCGACUUCGGUGGACCGGCGAAGGAGGAUGCCAAGGCUCUACUACGGGAGCUUCGGAGCGUGCACCAGCACGAGCAUCAGCACCGCCCGCAUGGCAUGGGGCCAUUGUCGUCCUUGGGAUUGGAGAGUGGGGGUGAGGAUGAGGAUGGGAAUGGUGAUAGUGAUGAUGACGAAGAUAUGGACUUUGAGGGUAGUUUCUAG